CUAAAAAAAGCCAUUCCCCUCAACCCCCCCACUGGUUUGUCCUGCCUGCGACGUCCUGCGUGCGUGCGGUCACCGAAAGGCAUUUACCAUCGUCUUACGUGAGUUUGCUGAGUACUUUGGACAGCAGCAGCAGCGGCAAACAACAACACAACAAAGUGUCGCGAGGUUGGACCAUUCCAUCGAUAGAGUUUUCUUGACUUCCGAAUCUGUUGAAACGGUCUCUUCCCCCUAUUGCUUCUUUUGGUCCGGUGCUGGCAACAACGAAAACAUGAAUAGCGGAACAAUGCAGCUAUCGCAGCAGUUUUUUGCUGGCAUGCAGGGUGGCGGAUCCGGUAUGGGCCCCCCUGCCGGUUCCGCUGGAGGAGAUAAUAGUAAUGCUGGAGGUGCUAAUAAUAACGACGAUGUCUCCAACGCAGGACAAACUGGAGGUGAUGCCAACCAGGGCGGAGCUGGAGUCCUUCUGCAGCGGAUGCAGCAAAUGCAACGACAAAGUCUGUCCGGGCUUUCCACCUCCUCUGGUAUCCCUACAAGAGGCCUGAACUUGGAUGGCUUGAAUAUGGCCCAGUUGGGACAAGGAGGAAAUUUUUCUGGAGGACAAACUGGAAAUCUUGGUGGCAAUCUAAAUUUUGGAGCUGGAGGCCUGGGAGGCGGUGCCGGCGCCCCUGGUACAGGUGGCCUAGGAGGCGGAGGGCUUGGCUCUGGAGCUGGUGGAUUUCAGAAUUUGCAAGGCUUGGGAUCACUGGAGGGCGUCAACCUUGCUAAUUUGUCAGGAAACCUAUCCAGUCUGUCUGGGGCUGGUGGUUUUGGAGCUGGCCUAGGCGGUAAUGCUGGAUUGCAGAACCAAGGCCUGGGUGCUCUAGGUGGCGGACAAAAUUCGAACCUAUCUGGUCUCUCGGGCCAUGGAGGAUUAGGAGGUGGUGGAGCCGGAGGAGGGGCUGGUGGAGCAGGAGGUGGAGCUGAUGGUCUUGGCGGUGGUGGAGCAGGACUUGGCUCUGGUUCUGGUGGUCUACAGAAUAACCAAGGUUAUGGGUCCCUCGAAGGAGUCAACCUAGGAAACCUGUCAGGGAAUCUGUCGGGUCUUUCUGGGGCUGGAGGAUUGGGAAGUCUAGGUGGUAACGCUGGAUUGGGAGCUGGCCUAGGUGGCAAUGCAGGAUUGGGAGGUGGUUUUGGAGGCAAUGCAGGAGGACUACAAAACCAGGGCCUAGGAGCCCUUGGUGGCGGAAACAACUCAAACUUAUCAGGUCUCUCAGGUGCAGGAGGUUUAGGAGGAGGCGGUGGACUUGGUGGGGCUGGUGGCCUGCAGAAUAAUCAGGGCCUUGGUGCCCUAGGUGGUGGACAAAACUCAAACCUGUCCGGCCUCUCUGGUGCUGGUGGUUGGGAUCUCUCUGGGCUCUCUGGUGCAGGGGGUUUGGGAGGAGGCGGUGGACUUGGAGGUGCAGGUGGCCUACAAAACAAUCAGGGCCUUGGUGCAUUUGGUGGUGGACAAAACGCAAAUCUAUCAGGCCUUGGUGCUGCAGCAUUGGGCGGAAGCGGAGGACUUGGAGGACUGCAAAACAACCAAGGCCUAGGAGCGCUGGGAGGAGGCCAAAAUUCGAAUUUGUCUGGUCUGUCAGGGGCUGGUGCUUUUGGUGGAGCAGGCGGUCUACAGAAUCAAGGCCUUGGCGGGCUGGAAGGCAUGGCAAAUCUCAGUGGACUCAAUUCUGGUCUCAACGCAAAUUUGGGUGGAAACUUCGGGGGCAACCUUGGAGGCAAUCUUGGCGGCGGGCUUGGACAGAACUUGGGCUCAGCGCUUGGUGGAGGCGGCGGGCUCGGCGGAGGCCUUGGAGCGGCAUCUGGUCUUCAGAAUCAGCGUCUCGGAGGGCUCGAAGGCAUGGCAAAUCUGUCUGGUGCUGGUGGAGGCAAUCUCAGCGCAUCCAUGAUGGCAAACUUGUCAGGUGCACCAGGUGCUGGUGGCGCUGGGAACCUCCUCGAUAUGCAGCGUGCGGAAAACAUUCUUGCAGCCGCUAUUGCCGCUGCCAACAAAAACCCCAACGACAAUUCUAAUGCAAAUGCUCCGAACGGAGCCCCAGGACCCAAUGGACUGAAUCCGCAAGCGCUAGGACUGAAUCAACAGUCGCUGGAUCUCAUGCGAAGAGCGAGCUUAGGCCCCGGCGGAGCCGGGCUCGGUGGCUUUGGGGGCGCAAAUUUAGGUAUGGGUGGUUUGCAAGGUGGAGGCUCUCAAAAUGCGCAAGGCAUGAUGGGAGCCCCUUCCCCGGGAGGAAUGCAAGGCGGUUUCAACGCGAACAAUCUCAACCUCAACAGUUUAGGAGGUGGCCAACCCGCACCAUCGCCGAUGGGGGGUGGUGCGUCUGCAUUAGAGUCUGCACUUGCCAAUAUGAACCAAAACAACCCAGGACAAUUUAAUCCCUUCCAGAAUUUGACCCCCGAGCAGCAAGCGCUGAUUGCAAAGAACCCCGCAUUUUCGUCUCUCGCUCAACAGGCAGCUGGUGGGAACCUUGAUAACUCGAUCCACAACAACAAUAACAACAACAACGGUGCAAACUCUGCACCGGGCCCCGCUGCCCCUGCCAAUUCAAUGGGCGCGCCCGCAGGGGCUCCCGGGUCUGAUCUCCAAGGUCUCCUGAACCAAAGCGGUGCGAUGGGCAACCUCGGCGGCCCUGGUGGACUAGGUGCUGGUGCCUUUGGUGCGGCUGGUCUGGGAGGAUCCUUGAGCGCAGCCGGACUUGCUGGAUUGGGAGGAGGCCAGCUUGGAAACGCUGGGUUGCAAAACCUGCAGAACCAAGGACUCGGAGCCCUUGGUGGUGGUGGUGGUGGUGGCCAAAACCACCACCAAAACAUGAAUCUCUCGGGCGCUGGAGGCUUGGGUGCAGGCGGCCAUGGGGGUGGUGCAGGCGGCGGCGGUGGUGGCAUUGGAGAUGCUGGUGGUCUACAGAACCUACAGAACAAUCAAGGUUUAGGUGCACUUGGUGGUGGCCAAAAUGGAAUCCUGUCAGGCCUCUCUGGCGCAGGUGGUUUGGGUGGAGGAGGUGGACUCGGCGGUGCUGGUGGGCUACAGAACAAUCAAGGACUUGGAGCGCUUGCCAAUGGGCUCAACCUAGGAAAUCUGGGAAACCUCAACUUUGGUGCUGGGGGGAAUCUAAACCUGGGAGCCGGAGGCAAUAUCAACAAUCUCGGUGAUCUUCAAGCUCAGCAACAACAACUGCAGCAACAAUUACAGCAGCAACAACAACUGCAACUGCUCCAGCAGCAACAACAGCCAGGGCAACAACAACCACAACAGGAUGAGCCACCAAAACGCCGCAGCUCAUCCUUGUCGUCGACUGGUUCGUUGACGCAGUUCUCUCGCCGCCGAAGCUCAUUGGGUAUGUUUGGAGCACCCGGAGGUGGUGCAAAUAACAACGAUUUCCAGAAGCUCUUUUCGAACAUGCCCAAUGAUGAAGACGAAAGCGGAGCCACAGGAUCAGUAGCAGAGAAGGGCAAGAAAGCCAAGGCCAAAGGAAAGGCCAAGAAAACGGGCAAAGGUGACAACUCGGGUAGUGACCAGAGUGGCGCUGCUGCCAAGCUGGCUCAAAUGAAGAAAGACAAGAAGAAACGGGCGAAAACUUUCCCCGAGAAACUAAUGGAAGCUCUGAUGGAACACUCCGACGAAGAAGCCGUGGCUUGGUUGCCUGAUGGAAAAUCCUUUGUCAUUGUCAAUCCUGACAUGUUCUGUGAGGACGUACUCAGCAACGUGUUCAAAGUCAGCAAAUAUGCUUCCUUUGUGCGCAAACUGCACCGUUGGGGUUUUGUCAGACUCACAAGCGGUACAGGCACUGACUGCUUCCAUCAUCCACUCUUCCAACGAGCCAAGAAAGACUUGGCCUCAAAAAUUAUUUGUACUCCACGUGCUGAUCUUCCACCCGGUGCGAACGGCGUUCCUGGCAUGGGCGCAGUUGGCGGAAAAGACCAAGCGAAACUAAUCGGCAUGGGCGCAUCAGAUAGCAAGCCACCGAGUUUGGCUGGAGUCGAGAAGUUCAUCCGAGCCAAAGUCGCCGCAGAACAGGCAAAGAACAAAGGCAAACCAGGUAUGGGUAGCCCGGGAGGUUUGUCCUCCGGUCUUCCAGCAAUGGACGGCAAGACUGACGAAGACGGAGAUGAUACUUCAGGAGACGACAUGGACGGCGUUGUUUCCUAAGCAAUGCUCUAUUAAUUCAAAAAGUGCAUUUUGAAUACCGUAUGAUAAUCCUGUAUUCCACUAAUACUUCACACCAAAAGGAAGAAAUAUACAAACUUGGUUAUUAGUGCCACAGUAACUGUUAAUACACUACCGUAGCUAGGCGAGAUAAUUGUACCGA
Messenger RNA from Seminavis robusta, 4334 nucleotides. NCBI's taxonomy places the organism in Eukaryota, Bacillariophyta, Bacillariophyceae, Naviculales, Naviculaceae. The record is from the annotation of a GenBank genome assembly.